AUGGCGCUCGCUCCGGGCUUCCCCCUGCUUCUUGCGCUCUCUUUUCUGCUGCAGCUGCCUGAUUGGUCCCGGGGGGCGCCGGCCGACACUCACUCUGUUUGCUACAAGUUCAGCAUCCGGUUUAAUGAAGAGCAAUGGUGUGAAGUUCAAGGCUAUUUGAAUGAACGGAAUUUGCUUUUUCACUACAACUGUGCCAACCUGAAAGUCUUGGCUGCCCCAGGGCUGAACAUCACAGAGGAUUGGCAGACGCUGAAAGACAUAGGGGAUAAGCUCAGAAAACUAAUGAAGUAUGUUGAACCAGGAGCUCACAAGCCCAAGGAUCCUGUCACCCUGCAGGCCAACAUGUGCUGUGAGAUGGCAGCAGGUGGAGGCUCCAGAGGGUACUGGCAGCUCGGCUUUGAUGAAAAGAUCCUCCUAAGCUUUGAGCCAAAGAAGGGUUGGACAAAGGUUGUUCCUGGAGCCAGACUGAAGGAGGAGGAGUGGAACGAGGACAUGGAUGAAAAUGUGGCCUCCUUCUUCAAGAAAACUUCACAGGGAGAUUCACAGACCACCAUGACGACAGCCACCUCCACCUCUCAAGCCACAGACUCAGCAGCCCUCAGACUGAGCCUCUGGAUCCUCGUCCCCGGCUUAAUACUACCUGGCAUUUGUGCCAGGAGGUCCUGCCACUUCAUCAGCUACAGCAUCUCAGGCCCGGUGUCCGUGGAUGACCAUCCUCAUUCUGGCUCGCCUCGGGCCCAUUUCUCUUGGUGCUGA
Messenger RNA from Elephantulus edwardii (Cape elephant shrew), 756 nucleotides. Its product is annotated as NKG2D ligand 2-like. Bases 1 to 756 code for a protein of 251 amino acids. NCBI's taxonomy places the organism in Eukaryota, Metazoa, Chordata, Mammalia, Macroscelidea, Macroscelididae. The record is from RefSeq and is a predicted model, not a curated record. Gene Ontology annotation, biological process: antigen processing and presentation of endogenous peptide antigen via MHC class I via ER pathway, TAP-independent; antigen processing and presentation of endogenous peptide antigen via MHC class Ib; positive regulation of T cell mediated cytotoxicity. Gene Ontology annotation, cellular component: external side of plasma membrane. The transcript has 5 exons.